CUUUUCCCUAAAUUUGCUCAUUCGAUUUAAAAAAUCAAAUGGGAUUUGUUGAAAUUUAGUGCCUUGAAAAUUUUCCACGUUUAGGUUUUUAUUUACGGACUAUUUAAAACGGAAAAAUCAGCUUCGUUGAAUUGAAAGUGUUAUAACGAGUAAAAUUUUUUGUGUUGUUGAGGAAAUUUUCAAUUAUCACGACGUGAACGUGAGCGUGGAUCAAAUUCGCAAUAUUGCGAUUCCUUGAAUACAUAUAUAUAGCAAUUUGCUAGAGAAAAAUAUUCGUGAAAUAUAUUUUGUUUUUAUUGGAGUGGACUAGAAAGGUUCGACAUACACUUUUCGAGAAAGAAGUAAAAGUAUUGUUUGUGAAAAAUCGUCGUGAAGUACAGAGAAAAGGAGCGCUUUAGAGGGGACCAGAUUUUGUGUUUUUAAGAAAUCAUGGAGUAUAUGCAGCCGUUUUCACCACAAUUUGAGCAACAGCCACAUGAGGAAAAUCAAAGCUCCGGUGGUCAUUCGUUGCGUCGUAGUCGAAGUAUUGAACUGAGGGCCGGCAAGCUCUACCCGACCUGUGAUUGCAUCAAAAGGAAUGGACUACAAAGUGAUUGCAGGCGAACUGAAUGCCAAGGGAAAUCUUGCUGCAUGCGGAAAAGUGGUCCAACUUGCAGCCCUGCAAGUUUUGCUCAACGGUUGGCCAAUCAUAACAUGGGACGCGCCAAGCGGAGUGGAGUAACGCGGGAAGUCAAAGUCCAACGAUUGGGAGAAACAAAGCGUGAAGAUACCAAUCAAAAUGAAAUACCUCUCACAAACUCUCCAAAUGUACAAGAAUUUGAAAUUAAGGAUUUAGAUCCAAAGAUGAUGAAUCAGUUCUUCCCUAACGGAUAUCCCCAAGGAAGCUUCCCUCAAUAUAAUGGAACCCCAAUGAUGGGAUCAAUGCAAGGUUUCGAUCAAGGCUAUGGCGGUUUUCCAAUGGGCCAGCCAAUCGCUCCCGGUCAAAUUUUGAAUAGUCAACCCCAAGUUACCAGUUCAAUGCCCGUCGGGCAAUCAAAUACAAUGGAAGCAACUUCAAACAGUCCAAGUAUAAUGAAUUCACCGCCAACAGCUUCUGGAUUGCCGCAACAAUUUGGAAAGAUGCCUGCACCAAUUGCCGCCUUUGAACCAAUGCCGUCAAUUCAACAAUUGCCAGUUACUGGAUUCCCAACUAUGCCAAGUGGACAACAGUUUGGCAUCCCCGGACAGUCAUUCACCCCGUAUAAUGGCGCCAUGAACUCGUAUAAUCCCUACAGCCCGAAUCUUCAGUCAUAUUUGCCUUGCGGAGUGGGCGGUAUGCCCUCGGCCAUUCCUUGCGGAACGGCUCAGUAAUGUUGCUUCAAUAAGUUGUCCUUAAAUUAUCGAUUUUAUCAGAGGCGCAACGAUCUCGUACUUUGUCAGUUCUCUCAGUUGUCUCACUCUGAGGCUCGCGAGAGAACACUGGUGAAAUGAAAGUUUCUACGAUGUCUGGUUUUGUCCCGUCUUCUUGUUUUGAUUUGGUCGUUAUAACACUAUUUUUAAAAUUAAAUACGUAAGAUGACAAA
This is a messenger RNA of Hermetia illucens (black soldier fly), 1562 nucleotides long. RefSeq lists its product as uncharacterized. The record is from RefSeq and is a predicted model, not a curated record. Lineage: Eukaryota; Metazoa; Arthropoda; Insecta; Diptera; Stratiomyidae. Bases 430 to 1350 code for a protein of 306 amino acids. The transcript has 4 exons.